AUGUUGAGAAGACUACCAAGAAGAACUAUACUACUAAGUAACAGAUAUCAAUCUACCACUAGAGAUACAGUAACUAUAAUACCAACAGUUUAUGAAUUAACACAAGAUAAAGAUUUAUCACCAGAAUUAAAUCCUGAAAAUUCAUUAAUUUCAUAUUUAAAAUCAAGAAAUUUAAUUGAAUCCAUAACUGAUGAUAAUUUAUAUACAAAGACUAAGAAAGAUGAUAUAAAACAUUUUAAACUAUAUUGUGGAGCUGAUCCAACUGCUAUAAGUUUACAUUUGGGUAAUUUAUUACCAUUAAUGGUAUUAUUACAUUUUCAAUUAAAUGGUGCAAAUAUUGUUGGAUUAAUUGGUGGUGCUACUGGUAAAGUAGGUGAUCCAAGUGGUAGAAAAGAUGAAAGAAGUGAAAUUGAGCAGAAUAAACUACAAAAUAAUAUUGAAAAUAUAACAUGUCAAUUUCAAACAUUUUUCAAGAAUGGUAUUGAAUAUGCUAAAAGUAGACAAUUCCCAAUUGAAAAUCAUGGAAAUUCACAAAUAUUAAAUAAUUUUUCUUGGUGGAAAGAUAUAAAGAUGUUAAAUUUCCUAGCUGAAUUUGGUAAAUAUAUUAGAAUAAGUUCAAUGAUUAAUCGAACAUCUAUUCAAUCUAGAUUGCAGUCGAAAGAAGGGAUUGGUUUUAAUGAAUUUACAUAUCAAAUAUUACAAGCAUAUGAUUUUUAUCAUUUGUAUAAAUCUGAAAAUGUAAAUAUUCAAGUUGGUGGAAACGAUCAAUGGGGAAACAUCACGGCAGGUACAGAUUUAAUACAAAAAACAUUAAGAAAAGAAGCUUAUGGAAUUACAGUACCUUUAUUAUUAACUCUCAAUGGUGAAAAAUUUGGUAAAUCAGCAGGGAAUGCAAUUUUUAUAGACUCAAAAUUGACAUCUCCUUAUCAAAUGUAUCAAUUUUUUAUAAAUGUACCUGAUGAAAUGGUUGGUAAAUUAUUGAAAACAUUCACAUUAUUACCUUUAAAUGUUAUAGAAGGAGAAUUAUUACCUAAACAUUUUCAAGAUUCAAGUUUAAGAAUUGCUCAAAGAGUAUUAGCUAGAGAAGUUGUUGAUUUAAUUCAUGGUGUUGGAAUUGGAGAUGAAAUGGCAUUUAUAACUGGAUUUUUAUUUCCUACUCCUGAUCAACCAUAUAAUGAUAAUUUAUCAGCUGAGAAAUUGAUUAAAAAUUUUAAAAAUCUGGGAAUAUUAUAUAAAUAUGAUUUGAAGAACUUGGAAGAAAAAGAUAUUAAAUUGAGUAACUUAAUUGCUGAAAUUACAGGUAAAUCAAAGAGUGAAAUAAAGAGAUUAAUUAAAGCUGGUGGAUUAUAUUUAGGGUUAAAUAGAGAUCAAUUUAAUGAUCCAGAUGAUGUUGUAUUAUUUGAUAAGUCAAUUCAUUUAAUAGAUGAUAAAUUAAUGUUAAUAAGAAUAGGUAAACAUCAUUAUUACGUAGUUGAAUUUGUAUGA
Messenger RNA from Insectozyma verbasci, 1485 nucleotides. NCBI's taxonomy places the organism in Eukaryota, Fungi, Ascomycota, Pichiomycetes, Serinales, Debaryomycetaceae. The record is from the annotation of a GenBank genome assembly.